This is a messenger RNA of Myzus persicae (green peach aphid), 1401 nucleotides long. RefSeq lists its product as uncharacterized. Lineage: Eukaryota; Metazoa; Arthropoda; Insecta; Hemiptera; Aphididae. The record is from RefSeq and is a predicted model, not a curated record. Bases 95 to 1183 code for a protein of 362 amino acids. The transcript is spliced from 8 exons.
CUAAAAACUAUUUUAAACAUGCAUGUAUAUCUUGAAUAAGUUUUAAUGUAUUUUAUUUCACCAUAACAUUGUAUUUUGCAUUUUUAAUAAUAAAAUGAAUAGUUUAGUAGCGGUUAAUAUUUGUAUUGUUUCAUUACAUCUAUGCAUUUUGGUCAGCCUGACUUCAGCAUCUGAACUUGGCAUUUCAUCAUGUAGGUAUUUAGGCGAAAUGGAAGAAGAUGGUAAAAAAUGUCACGAAGAUGUAGUGAAGAUAGAAAAACUUCCAAAACAUUGCUCAUCUUUUGUUUAUCUUGGAAUUGUAUAUAACUAUAAUAUCAAGCCAAGCGACCCGAAGUACGGAUUAGAACGUUUAAGAUCACUCAUAGACUACGAGAAUAGGGCACACCAUGUGUUCUUAUUUUAUUCACAUUCAUCUGUAGACGAGUUUUAUUCUCUACUUUAUGAAGGGAAAUUUGCAGAAAUUGCUCAACAGAUGCAAAAUUUUAUUCGCGAUUAUCCAGUUAAAGGGUUGAUUUUGCAUGGAAUUGAACCUGCUAUAAAAGAACUUGUUGGUGAUUUCCUUCAGAGGUUUGUUUCGUAUUUAAAGGCUCUCAAAGAUAUUAAUCCUGAUUUGGAAAUUGGGAUGUAUUUGAGUGCUAGAUCUUUAAUAGAAAAUGCAAAUGAUAUGGAUUUAUCAGAUAUGAAUACAAUUAUGGACUUCUAUUUAAUUGAAUUUCUUAAUUUUAAUGAUUGUUCUAAAGAUUUAUUACAUGGUGGAAUUACUCCUAUGGAUUCAUCAAAUUCAGACAUAGUGACACUAAAUCGAUUUGGUGCUGCUUUAGAAAAUUCAACCAUUGCAAAGGAUAAAAUAUAUUUUGAAUUCUUAAUAAGUCCUAAACCGAAACCUAAUGAAAUUGAAAAUUUCAAGCCUUGUGAAAUAUCAUAUAACGAGUACUGUGAAAACGAAGAUGACAAAAUAAACAAAUGGUGUGUCGAUGACUCGGAUAUACUGUAUAAAAAAGGUGCAUUUACCAAAAAAUAUGCAAACGGAUUUGUAGGUAGUUAUAUAGAUUUAGUCGAUCGAGAUGAUAAAUGUGGAUGUGGAAAGUACUCGACAUUUGAUAUGAUGGUAAACGGUUUCAACGGUAAAACGGAUCCAAAGAGUUGCCCGCAGAAUUACACGGCUUCUGAACACAUGCAUUAAUUGUUAUUGUCUUAGACUGUAAUUAGGUACAAUUAAUUAAUCAUAUUGUCUAUAUAUGUAUAUGAUUAAUAUUCUUAGUAAUGCGAUGUCUUAGAACCGUUUUUCGUAUACUAUGAUUUUAUAUCAUCGAAUUCAAAUGUAGCCUGCCCUAGGAUAUUUCAUAUUGUUAUUACUUACUAUUGACAAAAAUCGUCAUUUUUUGUGUUAAUACGUAAUUA